AUGAAAACUGAAUUAAACGAUCAUAGCUGCGUCUACCCAUUAGAACUAGCCGCAAUGGGGUCACCUGCUCCGGCUCCGGCUGCAGCUCCAGUGGCUGCUCCGGAGGCUGUACCAGGCCCCGCACCCCGCAGAGUGGAAGGGUCACCUGCUCCGGCUCCGGCUGCAGCUCCAGUGGCUGCUCCGGAGGCUGUACCAGGCCCCGCACCCCGCAGAGUGGAAGGGUCACCUGCUCCGGCUCCGGCUGCAGCUCCAGUGGCUGCUCCGGAGGCUGUACCAGGCCCCGCACCCCGCAGAGUGGAAGGGUCACCUGCUCCGGCUCCGGCUGCAGUUCCAGUGGCUGCUCCGGAGGCUGUACCAGGCCCCGCACCCCGCAGAGUGGAAAAUUGA
Molecule: messenger RNA, 387 nt
Organism: Parnassius apollo (apollo)
Lineage: Eukaryota; Metazoa; Arthropoda; Insecta; Lepidoptera; Papilionidae
Source: the annotation of a GenBank genome assembly